AUGCGGCUGCCCGCGCCCUGCCGCGGGAGGGCCGCCGCGGAGCCUGACGAGCCGCCGCCGCAGCCGCAGCCGCGGGAGGAGCGCGGCCGCGGCGGCCCGGUCUGCGGCGCAUGGCGCCCGCCGCGCGGCACGGCGUCCGAGGCCCUGCCAGAGGCUGGCGCGGAAGCCGCGGCGGAGCGCCGCAGCACGCGGCUGCUGCUGGUGCGCCACGGCGAGACGCUGUGGAACACGCAGCGGAGGAUGCAGGGGCAGCUGGACAUCGACCUGAACGAGGUCGGCGUGCGGCAGGCGCAGCAGGUGGCUGAUGCGCUGCGGCGGCUGGGCGUGGCCGAGCGCGUGGAGGCGGUCGUGUCCUCGGACCUCUCGAGGGCCAGCCGCACGGCCGACAUCAUCGCGGGCGCGUGCCCGUCGGCCUCUCGCCGUGCCGACGCGGACCUGCGCGAGGUCCAUUUCGGCGUCCUGCAAGGGGAGCGGCUCGACGACCCCGCGGUCGAGUGCCAGAGGGCCCGGGUCCACAACGCCUGGCGGCGCGGCGACUUCCACGUGGCCGUGGAGGGCGGCGAGACCGUCGACCAGCUGACGGCGCGGGGCCUGCGCGGUCUGCGUUCCGCCUGCGGCGCGGGCGCCCCCGGGGCCGAGCCGGGGGCGCCGGUGCUUUCCGCCCCGAGCGCACCCCGGCUGGUCGUGGUCGUGGCGCACGCAGGGGUUAUCAAGUGGUGCGCGGUGAGGCUGGAGCUGGGCGGCGAGGCUCCCUCGCCGGAGGCCAUGUCCAGGCCGGCCAUGCGGGAGCUGCUCGGCGCGCCCGUCAGGAACUGCUGCGUGUCGAGCCUGCUGUACGACCACGAGGCGGACGCGUUCUGCAGCGAGGGGUGGUUCCAGACCAUCGAGGAGGGCAGCCGCGCCAGGGAGGAUUGCGAGUGA
Molecule: messenger RNA, 921 nt
Organism: Prorocentrum cordatum
Lineage: Eukaryota; Dinophyceae; Prorocentrales; Prorocentraceae
Source: the annotation of a GenBank genome assembly